AUGGGACACUGGAGAAAGUUUGGGAAGUUUUCAGCGAGGCCACGGGCCCCAGAGGGAGAGACGCAGGCCGCAGCAGAACUGUCAGAGACUGGAGCUACACCCUGCUCCAGAAAAACACUGCAGGGAGGAGAAGAGGAAGAGAGUGGAGGAGAGGAAGAGAGGAGGAGAGGAAGAGAGGAGGACCAGAGGUGGAGAGGAGGAGAGUGGACCAAAGGAGGAGAGGAAGAGAGGAGGAGAGGAAGAGAGGAGGAGAGGAAGAGAGUGGAGGAGAGGAAGAGAGGAGAGAGGAAGAGAGGAGGAGAGGACGGGGGAGGACCAGAGGAGGAGAGGAAGAGGGUAGACCAGUGGAGGAGAGGAAGAGAGGACGAGAGGAAGGGAGGACGAGAGGACGAGGGAGGACCAGAGGAGGAGAGGAAGAGAGUGUGGACCAGUGGAGGAGAGGAGGAGAGGAAGAGAGUGGACCAGAGGAGGAGAGGAAGAGAGUGGACCAGUGGAGGAGAGGAGGAGAGGACGAGAGUGGACCAGUGGAGGAGAAGAGGAGAGGAAGGGAGUGGACCAGUGGAGGAGAGGAGGAGAGGAAGAGAGUGGACCAGAGGAGGAGAGGUAGAGAGUGGACCAGAGGAGAGGAUGAGAGUGGACCAGUGGAGGAGAGGAGGAGAGGAAGAGAGUGGACCAGAGGAGAGGAUGAGAGUGGACCAGUGGAGGAGAGGAAGAGAGUGGACCAGAGGAGGAGAGGAAGAGGGUAGACCAGAGGAGGGGCGGAAGAGGGUGGACCAGAGGAGGAGAGGAAGAGAGUGGACCAGUGGAGGAGAGGAGGAGAGGAAGAGAGUGGACCAGAGGAGGAGAGGAAGAGAGUGGACCAGAGGAGGAGAGGAAGAGAGUGCACCAGUGGAGGAGAGGAAGAGAGUGGACCAGAGGAGGAGAGGAAGAGAGUGGACCAGAGGAGGAGAGGAAGAGGGUGGGCCAGAGGAGGAGUGGAAGAGAGUGGACCAGUGGAGGAGAGGAGGGGAGGAAGAGAGUGGACCAGAGGAGGAGAGGAAGAGGGUGGGCCAGAGGAGGAGAGGAAGAGGGAGGACCAGAGGAGGAGAGGAAGAGAGUGGGCCAGAGGAGGAGAGGAAGAGGGAGGACCAGAGGAGGAGAGGAAGAGAGUGGACCAGAGGAGGAGAGGAAGAGGGUGGGCCAGAGGAGGAGUGGAAGAGAGUGGACCAGUGGAGGAGAGGAGGGGAGGAAGAGAGUGGACCAGAGGAGAGGAUGAGAGUGGACCAGUGGAGGAGAGGAAGAGAGUGGACCAGAGGAGGAGAGGAAGAGGGUGGGCCAGAGGAGGAGAGGAAGAGGGUGGGCCAGAGGAGGAGAGGAAGAGGGAGGACCAGAGGAGGAGAGGAAGAGAGAGGACCAGAGGAGGAGAGGAAGAGGGUGGACGACAGAUCAGAGGAUCAUUCAGAGACCUCUCACACACCAGCGUUUACAUUUUGGAGCCAUGUCGUUUAUGGUGUCUGA
Knipowitschia caucasica is the source of this 1497-nucleotide messenger RNA. NCBI's taxonomy places the organism in Eukaryota, Metazoa, Chordata, Actinopteri, Gobiiformes, Gobiidae. The record is from the annotation of a GenBank genome assembly.